AUGGUCAGGAUCAGUCCACCGCCAUCGCCAGCGCUGAGUAUGGAGUAUUGUUUCGAAACCGAGUACACCUCUAAUAUAUCUACAUUCUCAAACCCUACUUUAGAUGUCCCCCAAACGCCCUCACUUUGCACAUGCAACAAUGUUUUCUUCAACAUCUGGUCGGCGUGCUCAUUUGCGAGCGGAAACAACACGUUGCCAAUGUUCAGCCUCUGGAGCUCCACAUGCACUGCCAGAGGAAUCUCGCUCGAGGCAAGCAAUAAUAUGAAGAACGGCGGGGGUUCGAUGAUGGGGAUUGAGAUUCCUGCGUGGGCGGAUAUACCUGUCCCAGGGAAUACUGCAUUCGAUCUACAGCAGGCCGUGGUGCUCAGCCAGAAACUGUCCACGCGAUCAAAAUGGACUACCAUGCAGAUCCUUUUGCCCAUUCUCAGCGCGGUUCUCGGGGUGCUGUUCACUCUCAUCGCCAUCGCCCUGCGCUCUCGCCACCUUCGCCACCGGCACGUGUACACGCCAACACAGAACUCCAAGGCCACGGCAAAAUCGCGCAUGUCUGUCCCGCGCUUCCCUUUUAUCUCCCGUAUCAUCCACCCGUCGCGUAGGGUGCGCCCGCUUGACCAGCGCUCGCUGCCUGACUGGGUCAUCGACGAACCAACUGGAUCGAGCGCCAGCGCCGCGGGGGCAGGGUUGAUUGCGCCGCCGCCCAGCCUUAAUUCGGGCGGGACGUCGAGCAUGAAUGUCAAUGUACACACCAACGCGGGCUCGCAUGCAAGUGCGCACGCACGUGACCAGACGGUGGUGCUACCCCCCUCGCCUUCCGAUACGCCCCACAGAGAUAGCACGGUGCCUGGGCAUCCGUCAAUAUACUCGGAAACGCCUCGACAAAGUGUUGCAGCACAUGAGAGUGUAGAGUUGUCGAUACCUGGAUCGGCGUCGACGGCGGCGAGGGAGCGAAAUAGGGGUGUGUACCCGUUCGGCAGGGAGGCGCAAGAGUUGAAUAUGAAGCGCGGCGCUGCAGGUGGUGGUGUGGGUACACAUGAUAUCAUGUCGGGACGAUAUGUGCACCCUGCGACGACAGCCACGAACUCGAACGCUGCGUCUACUUCUAACCUGCCUACAACCUCAAACCCGACCUCGUACUUCCCCUCGCCCUUUACCUCCAACGCCAACAGCAACAGCAACACCCCCGGUACGUCGACGCCGCGCACGGGUUGGGGCAGUUCAAUCCGUGAUGUAAGCGUGCGACUGCCAAACCCAUUCAGAAGGCGUCCUGUGCCCAUCGUGUCGACGGUGCCGACAGAAAGGUUCAGGAUCGACGGGUCGUCGGAGGGUUCGGCGUCUGUACGCGAGUCAGUUGCCUUACCCCCGCCUAGGGGUACUGGGCGGGUAACGCCGCUGGCACCAAAUGUUGGCGAGGGGCGCGUGGCGAUUUUGGACGACUUUUACCACGGCGACGAAGGAAUAGACCAUGAAAUGAUGCUAGGGCAGGAAAUUUUGGUUUAUGGUGACUCGGAAUUUGAUGACGAGGGCACGAAUCUUAUUACGGAGGAUGAACGAUUGGACAGUGUGCGCUACAGCGAGAGCAACUCGCGAACGACGCAUGGAACUUCAAUUGAUUCUAAGAUUCGAAUCGAAUCGCCCACAGCGAGCACGGUUUCUCCAAGAAGUAGUAUGCCUGGAACAGCUGGUUAUUGGCCGCGUAAUAAAUCGAUACCUUUACCGGCGUUGCCACCUGUACCAAACCUUCCUGCGCCAUUACCACCUCCCCCUUCAUCGCGGAUGUCUCCCAGAGUAGCUAAUAUACCGACAGAUACGCCAAUCGCCAGUGGUUCAGGCCUUCGACUUAAUUCGCCGCCCGCCAACAGUAGUAAUACUCGAAUGAUGUCUCCGAUUCCAGAAGACCAAAAUUCUAUCCGAGCUGUAAAUCCGCCUCGCCAGCUUGAGCUGCCCGCGAGCAUUGCUCAGACAUCGUCCACGAGCUCUGUGCGGCCUUUACCGACCCGCAGCGCGAGUGGUGACUCGGAUAUGAGUGUGAUGUCCUCAUCCUCCUCCAGGCGACCGCUUCCCUCUCCAGCCAUCUCUGUCUCGAGCCCUUCUACUGCGAAUCUGCAGAAUCAGCAUCAACACCAACGCUCAACAAGCGGCUCAGCGUCUACGCGCGGUCGACUACCAGACACACCUCCUUUGUACUUUAACAACCCGAACAACGCGCACCGGCGGUCGUUCUCCAACAACUCGGCGUCGUCGAGCAGCAUCAAUCGGACGAUCUCGCCUCCGCCCGCCCACCCGCACCCGCCUCCGCCUCCGCUGCCACAUCCGCCGCCGCCAAGGGAUUUGUUUGAUGAUCCGAUUUUCGUACCCCAUAGGAGAGGGCUCUCGGCGGACGACACUGCGAGCUUUUAUUUGACACCUGACACGUCGACAUCGCCCAGAAGUGGAACACCCCUGGGCGUCGCGAACCAGAGUUCGGGUGCUGCUACAUUUGCAUCGGCUUCUGGUUCGAGGGUGGAUCCUGCUGUGUUUUUCCCUGGUCCUGUGCGAGGAGCAGGAUAUGGAUCAUGA
Psilocybe cubensis is the source of this 2556-nucleotide messenger RNA. RefSeq lists its product as uncharacterized. NCBI's taxonomy places the organism in Eukaryota, Fungi, Basidiomycota, Agaricomycetes, Agaricales, Agrocybaceae. The transcript has 5 exons. Bases 1 to 2556 code for a protein of 851 amino acids. The record is from RefSeq and is a predicted model, not a curated record.